Suillus plorans is the source of this 1506-nucleotide messenger RNA. RefSeq lists its product as uncharacterized. The transcript is spliced from 13 exons. The record is from RefSeq and is a predicted model, not a curated record. The coding region runs from base 184 to 1164 and encodes 326 amino acids. Lineage: Eukaryota; Fungi; Basidiomycota; Agaricomycetes; Boletales; Suillaceae.
UAUUUCGCGUGUUUCAUUUAAAUCCAAAAUCUUUACAUCAUGCACUUUGGUUCGAUUUAGGGCUUCUGAUCAUGAAACUGAUUCUCCAUUCUGAUUGUUUCGUCGACAACAGUUGAUGCGACCGAUCAAGAUUCUUACUCAAGGAACGGAUAUCCAGACUGACCGCUAUAAAAGCACUAGAUAAUGUUGCGUCUGCACAAACUCCAUACGCCCCGUCCAGAUAUGACCGUAGUAUCAAAUGAUCCCGCUCAGUGGCCGUUUAUCAGUUACUUCAAUCUUUCCAGCUAUUUUAUAGUUGUGUCUUCUGCUGUAGUGGUUUACGAUUGGGCAUUAACAUUUGAACAAGAAUUCGAACUAGUCUGGAAACAACACUGGUCCUUCAUCACCAUUCUUUAUGUUUGUGUGCGCUACAUCGGACUAUCAUACUCCCUGAUCAACGUAUUAUGGCAUCUCCCAGUCUCGAUAACAGACAUUGUGGGCUUUAUCGCUUACUUCAUAUGGACAUGGAUACCUGUCGUCGUCGAUGUUAUGCUGGGCGUCAUAAUGAUGAUUCGGAUACAGGCGAUGUAUGGACGAUCCAAAAAGAUGCUCAUCUUUCUCGUUAUAGUCCUGCUGACUUCCACGGUCGCUGCCGGCAUUACGACAGUCAUGGGAAACAUCGGUAUUUCAGUGGAGGAAUUCGUCUUUUCUGGCUACCAUAUGUGUCUUUUCUCAACUGAUGACCUAGACAAAGUGAAACUGAAUGAUGAGAGUGUGGUACCCACAGCUAUAUGGGAGAUCCUCGCCUUCGUUCUCGCAGUCUGGGUUAUCAUAAAACACUUUCGCGAGCUGCGACAAUUCCCGACAAGAUCGACCAUUGGGGACUGUUUUACGGUGUUAAUUCAAAGUCACACGUUUUACUUUGUAGCAUUUGCUAUUGUAGCUUGCUUGAACCUAGGCUCACUGUCUACAUAUAUCAUGUUCUCAUCGUCUGUGGGAAGUAGUUAUUAUAUUGGUAUUUCCCAAAUCGUUCAGGAGUUGCAGAUGUUUGUGCUGGGACCGCGUUUGGUCCUCAGCAUUCGCGAAUAUCACUCGAAGCUUUUGGCCAGGUCCGACGAGGGAACAGCCAUGACGACCAUUCAUUUCCAGGCUGGUGGUGAUGUGUUGUCUGGCGGAGAUGUUUAGUACGGUGAUCAACCCCGGUUAUUUGGAGUUUUGUUGUGGUAUUUAUUUGGUGGUUUGGAGGUUUGAAUUAGGUUUGAAAACCACUGCCAUGCUGUAUUACUUAUUAGAAUUAUCUACCCAGCCAUCCAUGAAUGAAACGUCUUGCGAUCAUUAUCAAUGCAUGCGGGUAGCGCAGCCUGUUGUUGUUGACAUUGUCCACAAUGUUUAAAAUGAUUUUGUCGCCACGGGAUUCAUUCUCUCGCUCUAUGGGAUGACAGUGAAUGGGUUUCACAGUAGCUGGAAUGAAUAGACUUGACGAGUCAUUUCAAAGUCAUUUGCACGUUGUGAUACAAUGAACAAGCU